GUGAUGCAUGUCCGCCGGUGUGAUACAUUACAAACCCCGGUCGGGACGUUUGCGUCUGCUCUCAGCACCACCCUGCUUUUUCUCCGCGGAGAACUCCUCGCUUUUCCUGCGACCGCGCGCCUGCAGCGAGCAGCACGUGAGAGUGUCCUUCCCCGCAUUGCUGCCAGCGAGGAAGCCACGAGGAGGAGGAGGAACGACCGCGACUUCUCUAACCCCGCCCUUUCCCCCCCUCCUUGCGUUGCUGCUGUUGCUGCUGCCGCUGCCGGCAAACGCCGCUCAAAGCAGGGUCGCGUCCCGGGGACUCACCACGCGCCUUACGCGAUCAGCUGCCGCCACGGAUCUGCCUUCCCAACUUGACCGCUUUGAGUUCCAGGUACCCUCUCAUUGUGCUGAACCUGAACAUUUCCAGCAGCUGCCCUGACCAGAAAAGUUUGAGUCCUAUUUUGUAUGCAGUAUCGCCAUGUUUUUGGGCUCAAACUACCACAACGGGAAAUGCUUCUGGAAUUAACAAAUGCCCUAAAAGGAGACUUUGCAUCACUUCUGGUGCAAUGUAAUAUUAUGUGCCUUGCAAACAGGCCACAGAGUUUACAACGUUCAAAAUGGGGUAUGGCGAAUUCUUCCACAGACCGGGACAGGACGAGGAGCUUGUCAACUUGAAUGUGGGUGGCUUUAAACAGUCCAUUGGCCAAAGUACAUUGCUCAGAUUUCCCCAUACAAGACUUGGGAAGCUGCUCAAGUGCCAUUCAGAAGAGGCUAUUCUGGAACUGUGCGAUGACUACAGCAUUGCAGAUAAGGAAUAUUACUUUGAUCGGAACCCUUCCUUGUUCCGAUACGUGCUGAAUUUUUAUUACACAGGUAAACUCCAUGUUAUGGAAGAGCUGUGCGUCUUCUCCUUCUGCCAGGAAAUAGAAUACUGGGGGAUCAAUGAACUCUUCCUUGAUUCUUGCUGCAGCAAUAGGUACCAAGAAAGGAAAGAAGAAGGCCCAGAUAAAGAGUGGGAACAGAAAAGCAGUGACGGAAGCCUGGACUCGUCCGAUGAAGAGUCAUCCAUAUUUGAGAAGGAGCUUGAGAAAUUUGAUAAACUGUGGCUUGGGGACUUCCGCAAGAAAAUAUGGAUCAGAAUGGAGAACCCUGCCUAUUGCUUGUCAGCCAAAUUGAUUGCCAUUUCCUCCCUGAGCGUGGUCCUAGCAUCGAUCGUAACCAUGUGUAUCCACAGCAUGCCGGAGUUCCAAAAGCUGGAUGCCAACGAAAGAGAGAUUGAUGACCCUAUUCUGGAAGUGGUGGAGAUCAUAUGCAUCAUCUGGUUCACCUCUGAGCUUGUGAUCAGGUUGGCUGCUGCUCCGAGUCAGAAAAAGUUCUGGAAGAACCCCCUGAACAUUAUUGACUUUGUCUCCAUCGUUCCAUUUUAUGCCACUUUGGCCGUGGACACAAAGGAAGAGGAAAGCGAAGACAUUGAAAACAUGGGGAAGGUGGUUCAGAUUCUACGUUUAAUGAGGAUAUUCCGUAUACUGAAGCUAGCUAGGCACUCUGUUGGGCUGCGGUCUUUGGGCGCCACUUUACGGCACAGCUACCAUGAAGUUGGACUUCUGCUUUUGUUCUUGGCUGUUGGGAUUUCUAUUUUUUCCGUCCUAGUCUACUCCGUGGAGAGAGAUGACGACACAUCAGAGCUGAAGAAUAUCCCAACCUGCUGGUGGUGGGCCACGAUUAGCAUGACCACUGUUGGGUAUGGGGACACCUUCCCAGUCACCCUUGCAGGGAAACUUCUUGGCACAACCUGCAUUAUAUGUGGAAUAUUAGUGGUGGCUCUUCCUAUCACCAUCAUUUUCAACAAGUUUUCCAAAUACUAUCAGAAGCAGAAAGACAUUGAUGUGGACCAGUGCAGCACCAAUCCUAAGGAGAAGACAAAUGAGCUCCCUUAUUUUAAUAUUAGGGAUAUUUAUGCAAAAAGGAUGCACUCCUUUAUUUCUAGCCUUUCUUCAGUAGGAAUUGUAGCCAACGAUCAAGAUUCAACUGACGCCUCCAGUAUCCAAGAUCUUGAUGAUGUUUAUAACACAUCUUUGCAGAAUGAACGUGCAUCUUUAGUCUCUUCGAAGAUCCACCUGUGACUGGACCUGUAAUCUGCUGGUUACCUCUGGCACUAAGCACAGCCAAAUGAAAUCCAUGCACAGUGAAGAGAUGCUUCAGCACCCAACUAAUCAGAAUGGUGAAAGGAGCUCUCUUACACAGCACUAGGGGAGAUAAUCAGAAGCAGUAAGUGGCAAACACGAGGCAGUAUGCUGACAGAAUUUUGCUACAGCUUAUUGUGCAUUUGCUGCUACAGCUUCACACCAAUCCCCAUCCCACUCAAUAAGCCAUACAUACCAUUGAUAGCCUCAUUUUAUACUUUUGGCCAGCAAGAGAAUUUAUAUACAAUCACCUUUCCCAUAUAAUCUAAUUUUCAUGUGUUCUCGUCCGUUCCCUCCCAUUAAUUAACAAAGCAUCGGUCCUUGGGAUUCUGCCUCACUCUGCCAAAUGCUUCCGAUCAUAACUGCCACCACUUCCUUCUGCUGCUCAAUGAUGAUGGUAAUAACAAUGUAUUGUGACAUAUAGCUGAUAUUGUUUGCUGUUCCUUUGCUUGUUGUUUUUUAA
Messenger RNA from Rhineura floridana, 2628 nucleotides. RefSeq names its product potassium voltage-gated channel modifier subfamily S member 3 (gene KCNS3). Gene Ontology annotation, biological process: potassium ion transmembrane transport; protein homooligomerization. Bases 600 to 2105 code for a protein of 501 amino acids. NCBI's taxonomy places the organism in Eukaryota, Metazoa, Chordata, Lepidosauria, Squamata, Rhineuridae. The transcript is spliced from 4 exons. Gene Ontology annotation, cellular component: membrane; voltage-gated potassium channel complex. The record is from RefSeq and is a predicted model, not a curated record. Gene Ontology annotation, molecular function: voltage-gated potassium channel activity; protein binding.